This is a messenger RNA of Orbicella faveolata, 518 nucleotides long. Its product is annotated as anaphase-promoting complex subunit 11-like. Gene Ontology annotation, cellular component: anaphase-promoting complex. NCBI's taxonomy places the organism in Eukaryota, Metazoa, Cnidaria, Anthozoa, Scleractinia, Merulinidae. Gene Ontology annotation, biological process: anaphase-promoting complex-dependent catabolic process. Gene Ontology annotation, molecular function: cullin family protein binding; ubiquitin protein ligase activity; zinc ion binding. The record is from RefSeq and is a predicted model, not a curated record.
ACGUAAGUUAUUUUAUUUGUUACAAUUUUCUUGCCUUCCUGGGCUGUAUAUUUUCUUUAUUACUGGAUGCUACUUCUAAUUUGAAUCUCUUUUUUUCAUGAUCGCCACCCUAUGCUGUUCAAUAUCAGAGUGGAUUGGAGUAGCCACAUGGCGCUGGGUGGCUAAUGAUGACAACUGUGGUAUUUGCCGUAUGGCAUUUGAUGGCUGCUGUCCCGAUUGUAAAAUACCAGGAGAUGACUGUCCCUUAGUUUGGGGUCGUUGUUCCCAUGUGUUCCACAUGCACUGUAUUCUCAAGUGGCUCAAUUCUCAACUACAUCAACAGCUGUGUCCCAUGUGCAGACAAGAAUGGCAGUUCAAGGAAUAACACUUAAUUUUCAAGCCUGCUCUCCUUCAGAGUCAUAAUUUGACCAACAGACCUGAAGAAAAUUGAAAUUUCUAACAGCUGUUAUUUUGUCUAUUGUACAGUCACAUUGCCAAGAUCAGUUUGUAUAUUGUAAAUAAAGUCCAUUUUAAAAAAA